Pyricularia oryzae 70-15 is the source of this 159-nucleotide messenger RNA. RefSeq lists its product as uncharacterized. The transcript has 2 exons. Lineage: Eukaryota; Fungi; Ascomycota; Sordariomycetes; Magnaporthales; Pyriculariaceae. Bases 1 to 159 code for a protein of 52 amino acids. The record is from RefSeq and is a predicted model, not a curated record.
AUGUACCACACGGGCAAAAAAUCGCCUUGCCACCUGCGCGUGCCCACCUUGCUCGCCGGCUCGGGGACCGCAACCCCUGAAGCUGCCAUGAAUAUUUGCGGACACCUGGGAAAGGCUUGGUACGAUGGGUCCUCCACGGCGAAAAAGUCUCUUGAUUAG